AAAAGCGAAGGCUUUAUGUUUCCUCUUGGGGACACAGCUCGAAUCUCACCUGCCGAACUGUCCACUUCACCACCGGAAAGCAACAAAGAAGGCAGUGCUAGGCGUAAAAUGGAUUCCCUCAGCACAGCAAACGUUGAAUUUUGCCUUGAUAUGUUUAAAGAGCUGACCAGUAACCACGUAGGAGAUAACAUCUUCUUCUCACCGCUGAGUCUGCUGUAUGCUCUAAGUAUGCUCCUCCUUGGUGCCAGGGGAAACAGUGCAAAGCAGAUGGAAAAGGUGCUUCACUUUAAUCAUAUUGCAGGAUCAUUAAAACCAGACUUCGUGGACUCAGCUAAGUGCAGCCAAGCUGGAAGGAUUCAUUCAGAGCUUGGAGUCUUAUUCUCUCUAAUCAACCAGCCAGACUCUAACCAUAGCCUCAGCAUCGCCAGCAGACUCUAUGCAACCAAGGCGAUGGCUGUCCGUCAGCAAUAUUUAAGCUGUUCUGAGAAACUGUAUGAAGCCAGGCUGCAAACUGUCGAUUUUGAACAGUCUACAGAAGAAACAAGGAAAGCAAUUAAUGCUUGGGUUGAAAGUAAAACUAAUGGAAAAGUCACAAACCUCUUUGGAAAGGGCACACUUGACCCGUCUUGUGUAAUGGUCCUGGUGAAUGCUGUAUAUUUCAAAGGACAAUGGCAAAAUAAAUUUCAGCAAAGAGAGACACUUAAAAGCCCUUUUCAGCUAUGUGAGGGUAAAAGUGUAAUGGUGGAAAUGAUGUGUCAAACUGGAACAUUUAAAUUAGCCUCCAUAAAGGAGCCACAGAUGCAAGUUCUUGAGCUGCCUUAUGUUAACAACAAACUAAGUAUGAUUAUUCUGCUUCCCAUAGGCACAGUUAGUCUAGAACAGAUAGAGAAGCAGCUCAACAUGAAGACGCUUUACAAGUGGACCAGCCCUUCCACCAUGACGGAAAGGGAAGUUCAAGUGCAUAUUCCCCGAUUCAAACUGGAAAUCAAGUACGAGCUGAAUUCUCUGCUAAAAUCCCUUGGGAUGACAGAUAUCUUCAACCAGGUCAAAGCCGAUCUUUCUGGAAUAUCACCAGCCAAGGGCCUGUAUUUAUCAAAGGUCAUUCACAAGUCAUACGUGGAGGUCAAUGAGGAGGGCACCGAGGCAGCAGCCGCCACCGGGGACAGCCUCGUUGUGAAAAGACUCCCGAUCCGAGCUCAGUUCAUGGCAAACCACCCCUUCCUGUUUUUCAUAAAGCACAUUCAGACCAACAUGAUUCUCUUCUGGGGCAAGCUUGCCUCUCCCUAAAACACGGUUGAGUAAGGCUCAGAGUCACAGAGGCGGUGCAGGGACAAACCUGUGACUAACAGCGGUUCAUCCCUUACACACCUCUUGUGCCUUGGUUUGAUCAUCUGCAAAAUGGGUCUGGAUCUCUCAGUCAUCCCGUGUGUUGGUGAGCCUUAAGAUUGUGGCGAUCCUAGAAGAAGGCACAUUACAAAGAAGCUUCUCUGGCUCCUGUCUUUGGUGCCUUAUUAAAGUGCUGUCUGAGUGAUGUGAUCAAGUCAAUCAGAACAAUUUUUAAGGCUUAGAUUUUUUGAUUUGUAUUUAUCAGUGAGUUCUUGGGUAAUUGGCCAGUCUAUCUUCAGACACCAAUUUAAGGGCUUCAGCUUUGGUUGGAUUUUUAAGUACAAUUUUCCUUGUAUAAGUAGAUAUAAAUUUUAGUUCAAAACUCUGUAUUGACUAUAAUAAAUAGGUGAAUGCCUUAAGUUCUUUGAAGAUUUUUCAUAUACUGCAGCAAAUAAAUGAGUUAUGAAGGGAGACUGAAUAAGAAGUCUAAUUCAAUGCACGUUGUAGUGGAAUUUCUCACCAAAU
Manis javanica (Malayan pangolin) is the source of this 1851-nucleotide messenger RNA. RefSeq names its product serpin family B member 11 (gene SERPINB11). The record is from RefSeq and is a predicted model, not a curated record. Gene Ontology annotation, biological process: negative regulation of endopeptidase activity. Lineage: Eukaryota; Metazoa; Chordata; Mammalia; Pholidota; Manidae. Gene Ontology annotation, molecular function: serine-type endopeptidase inhibitor activity.